Ictalurus punctatus (channel catfish) is the source of this 7054-nucleotide messenger RNA. It is a transcript of the gene capn5b, whose product is annotated as calpain 5b. Gene Ontology annotation, molecular function: calcium-dependent cysteine-type endopeptidase activity. Bases 699 to 2627 code for a protein of 642 amino acids. Gene Ontology annotation, cellular component: cytoplasm. The transcript is spliced from 13 exons. Lineage: Eukaryota; Metazoa; Chordata; Actinopteri; Siluriformes; Ictaluridae. Gene Ontology annotation, biological process: proteolysis. The record is from RefSeq and is a predicted model, not a curated record.
GAGAGAGAGUGAGAGAGAGUGUGUGUUUGUGUGCGUGUGUGAGAGAGGGCGAGAUAGAGAAUGUGUGUGUGAGAGAGAGAUAGAGUGUGAGUGUGUGUGUGUGUGUGUGUGUGAGAGAGUGAGAGUGUGUGUGAGUGUGUGUGUGUUAGAGAGUGUGUGUGUUAGAGAGCGAGAUAGAGAAUGUGUUUGUGAGAGAUAGUGUGAGUGUGUGUUAGAGAGUGUGUGUGUGUAUUUGAGAGAGAGAGAGUGAGACAGAGAGAGUGUGUGUGUGUGAGAGAUUGAGAGAGUGAGUGAGAGUGUGUGUGUGUUAGAGAGUGUGUGUGUGAGAGAGAGAGAGAGAGAGAGAGAGAGAGAGAGUGUGUGUGUGUGUGUGUGUGUGUGUGUGUGUGAGAGAGAGAGAGAGAGAGAGAGAGAGAGAGAGAUGUGUUCGUAUGCGAGCACGCGCAUGUUCCUCUCUACCGCACAUGCUCAGACGCAGAGGCUCCCCCUGGCCUUCGCGCGCUGAUCUGCAGGCGGGAAGAAAGCGAGCGAGCGAGAGAGAGAGGGAGAGAGAUAGAAAGAGGUGGAGGAGGAGGCUCGGGUCGCCGCUGCAUCCCCGGAGGAGCGGAGCGAAUAGGAGAAAAGAGAACAGAGGAGAAGAGAAAAGAAGAGGAGACGCUGCCGAGGGAGCGGAGCGGUGCUCAGCUGCAGCUUGAAGGAUGUUCUCCUCAGUGAAGGCCUUUGAGGGGCAGCAGUAUUUGGUGCUGAAGAAGCAGUGUCUGCAAAGCGGGACCCUGUUCGAGGAUCCGUUGUUCCCCACUGUGGAUGACUCGCUGUUCUAUCAGGGGAACGUCAUUGGCCGUGUGCACUGGAAAAGACCUGGGGAGCUGUGUGAUGAUCCUCAUUUGUUCGUGGAUGGCAUCAGCGCUCAUGACUUGCACCAAGGGCAGCUGGGAAACUGUUGGUUCGUGGCGGCGUGUUCAAGCCUGGCCUCGCGCGAGUCUCUGUGGCAGAAAGUUAUCCCUGACUGGAAAGAGCAGGAAUGGGAUCCGGAGAAACCAGACUCUUACGCGGGAAUCUUCCAUUUCCGCUUCUGGCGCUUUGGUGAAUGGAUGGACGUGGUGAUCGAUGACCGCUUGCCCACAGUGGACAAUCAGCUGGUGUACUGCCACUCAGAUGAUAGCAAUGAGUUCUGGAGUGCCCUUGUGGAGAAAGCUUAUGCCAAAGUGUAUGGCUGCUACGAAGCUCUGGAUGGUGGGAACACAGCCGAUGCUUUAGUGGACUUCACCGGCGGGGUCUCAGAGCCAGUGGACCUGCUGGAAGGAAUGUAUGCUCAGGAUGAGGCGGCCAGGACCCAGCUGUUCGAGAGAGUGCUGAAGGUCCACAAUAGAGAUGGACUCAUCAGCUGCUCCAUCAGGGCAACCACAGUGGAGGACAUGGAGGCUCGGCUGGACUGCGGCCUGGUCAAAGGUCACGCUUAUGCAGUCACCGACGUUCGGAAAGUGCGCCUGGGCCACGGCUUGCUGGCCUUCUUCAAAUCUGAGAAGCUGCACAUGAUUCGCAUGAGGAACCCCUGGGGAGAGAAGGAAUGGAGCGGGCCAUGGAGCGACAGCUCGGAGGAAUGGAAUAAGGUGAGCAAGAGCGAGAGGGAGAAGCUGGGCGUCACAGUGCAGGAUGACGGAGAGUUCUGGAUGAACUUUGAGGAUUACUGUCACUACUUUACUGACCUCAUCCUGUGUCGGCUCAUCAACACGUCCUACCUGAGCAUCCAUAAGACAUGGGAGGAGGAGGUGAUGAGAGGAUCCUGGGUUUACAGAGACGACCCUCUGCGUAACCGCUCAGGAGGCUGCAUCAAUCACAAAACCACUUUCCUGCAGAACCCUCAGUACGUGUUUGACGUGAGGAAGUUGGAGGACGAGGUCUUGAUCUGCCUGCAGCAGAAAGAGAAAAGAGCAACUGCUAAAGAAGGCAAAGGGGAAAACCUGGCUAUCGGUUUCGACAUCCAUCGGGUGGAACUGAACAGAAAGUACCGCAUGCACACGGCCCAGCAGAAAGUCGCAGGUUCCAUCUACAUCAACUCUCGCUGUGUCUUCCUGAGGAAAGAGCUGAAAGAGGGCCGCUAUGUCAUCAUCCCCACCACUUUUGACCCGGGCCAGCAGGGAGAAUUCCUGCUCCGGGUAUUCACAGAUGUGCCUUCAGACUGCAAAGAGUUGACCCUGGACGAUCCUCCUCAGACGUGUUGGACGGGGAUGUGUGGAUAUCCUCAGCUGGUCACUCAGGUGCACGUCCUGAGUGCUGAGGGGCUGCAGGGCCAAGACUCUAAUGGAGGCUCAGAUCCGUACGUGAUUAUCACCUGUGAGGGGGAGAAAGUCCGAUCGCCUGUACAUAAGGACACCCGAUGUCCCAAGUUCGACAUCAAGGGGGUGUUCUAUCGCAAAAAGCCAAAAGAAGGCAUUCACAUUGAGAUCUACAAUAAGAAUGUAAUUGUAGACACAUUCCUGGGUCAGGUGACCCUCUUCAGUGACCCGAAUGACCGACAGGAGCAGCACAUUGUCCACCUGAGAGACAAAGGCAGCCGCCAAAACAACGACCUCCCCGGCAUGCUGACCGUUCGCCUGAUCACCUGCACCACGUUGACCAACAUUUGACAGCUUAAUGAACACGACCUCACCCCUGCCCUUUACCAUCUCCUUCCUUCUUUCUCGAUGGCCUGUGAUCAAGGUAUAAAUCAUCCCUUACUGAUUACCCAUAUCAUUUUUCAGCGCUCGCAUAGUAUUCAUAAGGGCUACACAUUAGUCGUGCAUGAGCGGCUGAGGUCAGUUUGGUAUUGGGACCUUUGCGGAGUCUUCGUCUUGCGAUCAGCCGCACAGUUUCCGGUUGCCAGCUUACCUCAACAAAAAUCAAUUCUCGCCAUCACUCUUGUGCUCCCUCAUGGUAUUCCCACCAGUUCAGACUUGCAUUACUAACUCACCUUGCUGAAGAUCAUUUAUGGAAGAAACCAUUUAUGGAUGCCUUGGACAGCACAUGACCCACUCGACCUGCUUUCUGAACAACAAUGAGGUUGACUCGAGUGCCUCUGAAUUGUGUGGAUUCUUCAAAAAUAUUUACACUGAAUGCUCUUUGGAUGUGCAGAAGCAUGCUUGGUGUAGCUUUGCAACAAUACCAAGAAGCAGGAGCACAGAGUUCAGCCACAACCAGCCGCCUCCAGGGACCAAUAGCCCACCCAGCCUCCAUCUCCAUAGUAACUACCAUGACAGUUUCAAAAGCUUAUGUGUGUGUGUGUGUGUGUGUGUGUGUGUGUGCGUGCAUGUGUGUGCGUAUGCUAAUCCCAAAUAAACCCCCUCAGACGACCCUUGAAAGGUCAUGCAUGUGUAAACAAACUACAUAAAUUCCAGCAGUGAUUUAGAGUCGAGAGCAAUCUUUAGGAGAUGGACAUGUGUAUACACACUUUGCUGUAUACCUCAUUCAUGAGACUGUGACAUGACGUGACAGACUGCUGGGUCUCUUCAGCUCUUGCCAAACAGCAUGUGCCAUUAUGCGAGUCCUAAUAGAACUGUUCUUCCACUCCACCAGGGGGUGCUGUACUAAUACUCUAGGAACCACAGACUCUUUACUGUCCUUUCUAAUUGCUGAUGUGCCCUUUUAGUAUGAACUACUACAAAGCUAUUUAUAUAACUACCAUUACCAGCUUAUGUGUUGCUAGCAUUUUAGUUGCUUGUGAUAUUGUGGAAAUGGUUUUGAAUUGUUUUUCAAACCAUAUAUUUAAAAAUAAGUUGUCACUUUUUUCAUUACUUGAAAGGGGUCAUUUUUGUCGCAUUUUUGGUUUCAUUUAUGCACAAUUUCCUAUGUCGUCUUAAAAUGCGUUGCCUUUCUUUUCUUUUCUUUCUUUUUUUUUUUUACACAAAAAGACGAGUGUUAUAGUUGCUGUAUUUACAGUCAGAUAAUCAGAUAAUGGAACAGUAUGAUAUGCUUUGUGUUUCUAGCUGCAGUCCCAGACACAAAUAAUGUGAAGACCCAGACUGGGUGAAAGAAGCUCCUGCUUGGACAGAAGUAGACUGCUCUUUAAAAAAGUAAAGUACAGAUAUAAAUGUUGGCUUUUAAGUUAGUCAAUACAGUAUGUGUAAUUUUAAGCAGACAGUAACUAUGUAACAACAGAAUGCCUCCUAUUUUUAUUUUUUAUUUUUCACCCAAUAUUAACGGUUGCUACCUCACCAACACUUUACCUAGCUAGCUAACUUGCAUAAUGCUAGCUAGCUUAAUAUUUAAUGAGCAGUUAGUAAUGUUUAGAGCCCUCUGCUGCCUCUGAAUUGCAAUUGCAUUAGGGACAUUGACAAGCUGUCCCCUUCCCUUAAUCAACCCCAAGCCCUUCUGCUAAAAAUACAUAGGAUUUAUGAAUUGAGAUUUAUGGAAAAGGGACAGAGCUGAGCACCUCUGCUUCAGUAGGGGACGGGGCUAAUUUCACUGCCAGAAAAAGACUAAAUCAAGGCAACUACUUGGAUCCAUCGAUUACAUAUUGUAUCAUAUGCGUGUAUAUGAUAAAGUCUAUUAAAACUAAACAUUCCAAACAGCACCUUUAACUAUAAUGUACAGACUGGUGACAAAUGAAAGGAAAAAAAAUAUUUUGCAGGCAUGGUUUGGCUCCACCUGUUGCCUUAGAAAGAAAAGUCACUGCAAUUCAAUACAAACUUAAUCUGAUUGAUCAUCUUUAUCCUAUGAUAAACUAUUUCGAUCGUUAUGAAAGUGGUCUCUUCCAGGAUUACCUCAUCCCCUUCUGCAGGGCACAAGAGUUCACUAAAUGGUUUGAUGAGGAUGAAAAUUAUGUCAAUCAUAUGCUAUGGCUUUCAUAGUCACCAGAUCUCAACCCUGUUGAACAUCUGUGGGAGUUUUUGGAGUGUCGUGUUCGACAGCGCUCUACCAUCAUCAUCAAAACACCAACUUAGCCAAUAGCUUUUGGACGAAUGGUGCUCAUCGCUCCAGUAAAGUUCCAGAAGCUUGUAGAAUCUAUGACUCAAUGAAGCUGUUCUGGUGACCCAACACCUUACUAAGACCAUUUAUGCUGGACUUUCCUUUAAUUUGUCACCCCCAAUACUUGUCAAUAUUACCCUGAUAUUAAAGUUCUGAGUAUCUGAGAUGUAUUUUUGCAAACUUUUAACAAACAGACAAGAUGAUGAUUUGUAUUCUAUAUUCACGUGAAAGAAUCAAUAACACAUGCAUUCACAGCACAAAAUAAGACACUGGUUUGAAUCGCAAAAUCAAAUUUAAUACCAUUCCAGCAUUUUAGGCAAAUAGCUGUCCUCAUAUUGAUGCUCAGUAGCUGAUCAGUGCAGCCCUAAUUAAGUAAUUACAGCAAGCCAUUUAUGAAAAAACAACACUAGAAACUUGAAUGUAAAUUUUUAGACACACAUUGAUCAUUGCAUAGUUCUUCGGUGUUCAAACAGAGGUUUUUCCGAGGAGUGGUUUUGUUCUGCAGCGCUGCAACUAGCUGUCACUCAUUCAUUUAGCCUCUUCAUUGUGGCCUGUAGUAAAUACGGGCAUGAAAACUUCAAGACGUAGUGAUCUUCUGCUUUAGGGCUGUAUUCAGAGUUGAGUGACGCAUGCGUAGUGAGGAAUAUGCAACAUCAGAAUUCAGAUGUUAUUGGUACCUGUGGACGGAAGUGGUAGCUCAGUGGUUAAGACUUAUGAUCGGAGUUCAAAUCCCAGCACUGGCAGGCUGCCACUGCUGGGCCCUUGAGCAAGGCUCUUAACCCUCAACUGCUCAGUUGUUUAAAUGAGAUAACUGUAAGGUGCUCUGGAUGGGGCUACCUUCCAAGUACCCUAAAUACCUACAGACUAGAGAGAUGUGUUGGAGUUGCACAUGAUCUCGAUUUAAUAUCUUGUGGCUAUAUUAAGGUUUGUUUUUUUUAAUAACAAGAAUAUGUGCUGGAUCAAGUGCUAUUUUAUAAACUGAGGGCCAUAUUGUAAAAUUAAACCAAAUCUGCAGGGAAGCUCUUGUAUCUAACGGAGGUGGUCUAAAUGAUAUUGAUAACCCCAUCUUAGGUUAACCUACUCAAGUAAAAUCUGACAAGUUUAGAGGAAUAAAAUACAUGCAAGUUAUUUAAUAAUCUGAAUAGGGAGUCCAGGAAAUUUGAGCUAAGUACUUGUGUAACUGAAAUCUGAAUACACAUAAAUAUUGACAUUGAAUUUUGGACUUAAAUAGCCAACUCUGGAUACAUCCCUUAGUCUGAAGGCGAACGUGAUGGGAGAUGGGGGUCGGGUCGGUUAGCUCACUAGUUUAAGCAGGAAGUGCCAUACAGAUAAGUUGCAACCAGACAGCUAGAGAUAAUGUAACUUUAUUCAUUCAGUAUUUGUUAGUGCAUAGUAAAUUGGAAGGUCUUACUGACAUCAUAUGUUAAAAUAUGUAUCAAGAGAAGAUGGCUUAUCUGUCCUGUUAUUUUAGCCUGAGAAUUAGAAAACAUUAAGUUUUUUGUAAAUCACCCCAGAGUGCAAGACACAAAGAUUUUUUUCUGCUUUAAGAAAAAAAAAAUUGCAUUAAUUAAAUUCAUCUUAAUGUACCUGGUAUUUUUUUUAACCUAAAAUGGCACCUCAGAACCUCUGCCACUGUUGUCUAGCUUGGUCUUCAUCUUAGUUGUCUAGCUUACUCUUUAUUGCUUAAACCUCAUAAUUUAUUGUAUAAGCUUGUCAUAUCACUUCUGUUGUGAUAAUAUUCGAUUCCUCUGGUACCUAUUGUUUUUUUUUUAUGUUAUGCUAGUACAAAGCUAACUGUAGCACUGUCCUACACAGGUCUGAUGCGUACCGUCGUUGUAGCUUUAAAUACAGAUAAGGCCAGUAACAUCUAUGUGACUCUCUCUUUAGUCUUUUAGCAAUAAUGUUUAAGCGGUUUAGCAUGUCGCAGCACUAGCAUCAGGGUUGCCAAGUAUGUGUAACUAAAUUAAUUCCAAUACUCAGACCCUCCUAAACCCUAUAUUCAACUCCAAAAUGAUGAAUACGGUUCAUAUUUAUUAUUAUUAUUAAUAUUAUUAUUAUUAUUAUUAUUAUUAUUAUUAUUUUAACGAAGCAGUAUUAAAACAGUGCAGUU